AGCGCACGUAAGAAUCACUAGAGCUGACCAGCCAAGCCUAAGGAUUUUAGCUGCAUCCAUCUCUUCUUUCAGCUGGAACACAGGCUGUUCAGCUCAUCAACAUGAAAAGCAUCAGUCAACAUACAAGCAAGGUUCAAGGCUCUCAACUUUUGAGAAAUCAGGCAAUUCUUGGCCGAAGUCUCUUCAAACCCUUGUCACUGUAAUCAGCAUUGCUUCCUUGGUUUUGCUUUGGGUAGCUGACUGGUAUUCACUUCGGGAAUGUUCUAUCACAUGGAAAGGGUCAAAAAGAGGAACUGCCCUAGCUUGGACGUGCAGAUACAGAUGCAGGCCAAGCCGAGGAACCGGGCUGAUCUGAUCAGAGUUGUGUCAUAUAUUGAUUCUGGUUGGUGAGCGGCUGUGAGCCAGGUGGUGACUAUCCCCAGAUAUCCCAAGUACUUGUCGAGCGAUCUCGAUGGUUCUUAUCGAUCAACAUUUGAUUUAUCUUCCGAGACUGUCUCAUCUUCCGUUAAUACUCGGGAAAGUCUUUCUCCCUUCCCAAACACAUCAACUGUCUCUAAAGCCCCCUCAGUCAUGGUAGAUUCAGAUACAGCGCUCGAACAUCGUUCAGAGCGAGAUAUACGUUCUCCAGACAUGGAAUACAACUCAUCGGUUGAGGAUUUCCGAGAAUACGAGUAUCCCAACAUGGCACAAGGUGUGCCAGUCUCACUCCUUGGUUCUUCGUCCCCAGAUCCGCUGACGCCUGCUUACAGGGGCUUAUCUAGAUCAUGGAGGAGCUACCAUAUAUGCGCGAUCACUUAUAACUGGUUUCUCCCAAGCAAUGAUUGGUAACCUCUGGGGCAAUCCACACUCAGAGAAUCUCCCGGCAAAGUUGUCGGGUGAUAUGGUUGAUAAUAUCCGUGCAAAAGCUCUUGAUUUCGUUGGUGCUGACCCAAAGUAUUUCGACCUGGUCUUCGUCGCCAAUGCUACGGCUGCUAUCAAGCUCGUUGCUGACGCGUUUCGGGACAUCGGAGAAAAAACCCCUACCAAGGGCUUUUGGUAUGGAUGCCAUAAGGAAGCCCACACGAGUAUCAUCGGGGUUCGCGCACUUACGUCAGGGGACUAUCAUUGUUUCGAAGAUGAUGAGAGUGUUGAAGAAUGGAUCUCGCGGCCUUUUAGUUGCCAGUCCCGAAGAGGAAAGUCGACCAGUCUGGGCUUGUUCGCAUAUCCAGGCCAGUCCAACCUUAGUGGACGCCGAUUACCACAGGACUGGUCGAAAAGGAUACGACAACACCCUCAGCUUCGAAAUGUCUAUACCCUUUUCGAUGCUGCGGCUCUCGCUAUGACUAGCUCCCUCAGCUCCCUGUUCCACGAUCCGAUGGAUGCACCCGAUUUCACUUGCCUUUCGUUUUACAAGAUAUUUGGCUUCCCUGAUUUGGGAGCAUUGGUUGUCAGGCGGGCAUCCGGCCAUAUACUGAACAUGAGGAGGUACUUUGGCGGGGGAACAAUUGCUCAGUUAUCCCCCUCAAAAGAUUCCAGGGUUAUGAAGAAAGUUCCUGGGCUGGGGGAUCUGCACAGAAUAUGGGAUAUACAUGAAGGUGUCGAGGAUGGCACACUGCCAUUUCACAGUAUCUUGGCGCUUGGAGUCGCCAUCGAUACACACCUAAGGCUUUAUGGCUCAAUGGAUAUGAUAUCUCGUCAUUGCUGUUAUCUCGCUCGCUACUUAUAUGAACGCCUUGUGGACCUGAAACACCGAAACGGAUCUCCAUUGAUCGAGCUAUAUGUUGAUAGCCCAUUCAUGUAUGGCGACCCUUCACUUCAAGGGCCAACCUUUGCCUUCAACAUUAUGAAAGAAGAUGGUUCAUAUAUCCCUUGGACGGAGGUAGAGAGGCUUGCCAAUAGCGCUGGAGUAUACAUACGAGCAGGAGGCGUUUGCUGCCCUGGUGGUGUCGCUAAAGCCUUGGACUAUGAGGACUGGGAAUGGGACAGGAUCUUCUCCAGCGGACAUGCCUGUGGUUCAAGUGAGAUGGCAAUCAUACAUAAUAAGCCAACGGGAAUCGUUCGCGCGAGUCUCGGCCCCAUGACGACGAAGCGAGAUAUACAGGCAUUUAUAUCAUUCCUUUCCAACGAGUUCAUCACAAAAAGCGUACCAAUACCACGGUUGCUCGGAACAGCAAAGGAUUUACCGCUACGGGAGAAGUUCCCCUAUCUCACAUCCGAAAAGGAGUUUAGUGAGCGCCACCUUGUUUAUGAGAAUUGAUGUAUGUGUUGAAAGAGCUUGAUGCUUAUCUGAAUUUCCAUCGAGAGUCAACUGAGGCGUUCAGUGUGCAUCGAGGGAGUUUUGUGUGAAUUGGGGUUGGAUGGUUUUUGUGUGUCUGUCUACAUAUGCCACUGGGGAUAGGUCUCAAAAGGGAAUAUCUAUAUUCACCUACACCUUAAUCACUUCCUCGUCUACCGAAGUUAAUAAUUCUAUAUUUCGGGGAGAUAGUAAAGAACAUAUCUUGGUCAUGCUGGU
Messenger RNA from Fusarium verticillioides 7600, 2491 nucleotides. RefSeq lists its product as hypothetical. The record is from RefSeq and is a predicted model, not a curated record. The coding region runs from base 818 to 2236 and encodes 472 amino acids. Gene Ontology annotation, biological process: molybdopterin cofactor metabolic process. Gene Ontology annotation, molecular function: molybdenum cofactor sulfurtransferase activity. Lineage: Eukaryota; Fungi; Ascomycota; Sordariomycetes; Hypocreales; Nectriaceae. The transcript is spliced from 5 exons.